UCCCCGCUAGAAUUUGCCAGCUCGGACACGGCUUGCACAGAGACGUACAGAGUGGUAGCGGGUGAUACGUGCGACAAGGUUGGUCAAAAAACCUGGACCAGCACCUACCACAUUAUGCAAUUCAACCUCAUCAGCGGACCACUGUGCUACGGCCUGGAGAUUGGCAGCACGCUCUGCCUGGGUCGAUACGGAAACGAUUGCCAGUUGGUUCAUCGGGUGCGAGGAUCGGACACGUGCGAGUCGAUGGCGCGCGACUACUCCAUCUCCAGGGACACGCUCGUCAACAACAACCCCUCCAUCAACUGCGACAAUCUGUACGAUGGCUUGAUGGUGUGCGUCACCGACGGAUCCGUCAGACCCCCUCCGGACUCU
This is a messenger RNA of Ceraceosorus guamensis, 372 nucleotides long. RefSeq lists its product as hypothetical. The annotation marks the transcript as partial. The transcript has a single exon. NCBI's taxonomy places the organism in Eukaryota, Fungi, Basidiomycota, Exobasidiomycetes, Ceraceosorales, Ceraceosoraceae. The record is from RefSeq and is a predicted model, not a curated record.